AGUCCCUCAAGAGAACUUAGCAUUUCCUUGAUCCGUAAGCAAAAGAACACAGUCAAAAGAUGGUUGCACCUCUGUCAGCUUGGCCGUGGGAGAACUUGGGGGUUUUCAAGUACUUGCUAUGUGGUCCUUUAGUGGCGAAAGUUCUCCAUUCAUGGAUCUAUGAGGGUACCAUUAAGGAUCUCUGGUGUCUCCACAUACUCCUUAUCUGUGCUUUGAGAGGAUUAAUCCAUCAGCUAUGGAGUUCUUACAGUAACAUGCUUUUCCUAACUCGGAAUCGUCGGAUUAUUCAGCAAGGAGUUGAUUUCAAGCAGAUUGACAGAGAAUGGGACUGGGACAAUUUCAUAAUCCUUCAAGCUCUGUUAGCUUCCGUGGCCUGCUUGAUCUUCCCAUCCUUGGAUGACCUUCCUCUAUGGAACUUAAAAGGGUUACCUUUACUGAUACUACAUGUUACCGUAUCGGAGCCCUUGUAUUAUUGGGCACAUAGGUUUCUUCAUGGAAGCUACCUUUUCACCCAUUAUCAUUCACUUCAUCAUUCAUCUCCUGUUCCCCAUCCUUUUACUGCUGGUCAUGCAACGUUCUUAGAGCACCUUAUACUAUGUAUCGUGAUCGGAAUCCCGACAGCGGGAUCGAUUCUGAUGGGGUAUGGAUCGAUAACGAUGAUCUACGGCUACGUUUCAAUGUUUGAUUUUCUGAGAUGCUUGGGGCAUUCCAAUGUUGAAUUUGUUCCACAUGAAAUGUUCAACAAGUUACCUCUCCUCAGAUACUUACUCUAUACCCCAACGUACCAUAGCUUGCACCACACCGAGAUGGGGACCAACUUUUGUCUCUUCAUGCCAUUGUUUGAUGCUAUGGGGAAUACACUUAACCGCAACUCAUGGCAGCUACACAAGAGAAUCAGUUCGGAUUCAGCAAAGAAUGGGAGGGUACCGGAUUUCGUGUUCCUAGCACACGGCGUCGACAUAACAUCGUCGAUGCAUGCCCCGUUCGUUUUCCGAUCAUUCUCGUCCUUACCGUUCACAACGAGGAUCGUUCUAUUGCCUCUUUGGCCUCUAGCAUUUGUGAUCAUGCUAGCGAUGUGGGGUUGGUCUAAGGGCUUCCUCGUCUCCUUCUACAAUCUUAGAGGCUAUUUGCACCAGACUUGGGCAGUUCCUAGAGUCGGCUUUCAGUAUUUCUUGCCAUUUGCAAAGGAAGGUAUCAACAAGCACAUAGAGGAGGCCAUUCUAAGGGCUGAUAGGAUAGGGGUGAAGGUUAUCAGCCUUGCUGCAUUAAAUAAGAAUGAAGCUCUUAAUGGAGGAGGAACACUCUUCGUCGAAAAGCAUCCGGAGCUUAAAGUGAGAGUUGUCCAUGGCAAUACCUUAACGGCUGCUGUUAUUCUGAACGAAAUUCCCAAAGAUGUGAAGGAAGUGUUUUUAACAGGAGCCACUUCCAAGCUCGGCAGAGCCAUUGCCCUUUACCUUUGUCGUCGGCGAGUGCGCGUUCUCAUGUUGACAAUGUCAACCGAAAGGUUCCAGAAAAUACAAAGAGAAGCCCCUGUGGAUUGCCAAAGCUACCUUGUCCAGGUGACAAAAUACCAGGCUGCUCAGAAUUGCAAGACAUGGAUCGUGGGCAAGUGGAUAACUCCGAGGGAACAAAGCUGGGCUCCAUCGGGUACGCAUUUUCAUCAAUUUGUGGUGCCACCCAUUUUGGCAUUCAGAAGAAACUGCACCUACGGUGACCUGGCUGCCAUGAGAUUGCCCCAUGAUGUUGAAGGGCUUGGAAGCUGUGAGUACACGAUGGAAAGAGGAGUGGUGCAUGCAUGCCAUGCAGGAGGCGUGGUUCAUCAGCUACAAGGGUGGACCCAUCAUGAAGUUGGGGCAAUUGAUGUCGAUAGGAUCGAUCUUGUAUGGGAAGCAGCUAUGAAGCAUGGGUUAAGGCCAGUGUCAAGUGGCUAAACAAGCCCAAAAAAAA
Messenger RNA from Hibiscus syriacus, 1947 nucleotides. Its product is annotated as very-long-chain aldehyde decarbonylase CER3-like. Lineage: Eukaryota; Viridiplantae; Streptophyta; Magnoliopsida; Malvales; Malvaceae. The record is from RefSeq and is a predicted model, not a curated record. Gene Ontology annotation, biological process: lipid biosynthetic process. Gene Ontology annotation, molecular function: oxidoreductase activity; iron ion binding.